Messenger RNA from Mya arenaria, 1619 nucleotides. RefSeq names its product E3 ubiquitin-protein ligase Itchy-like. NCBI's taxonomy places the organism in Eukaryota, Metazoa, Mollusca, Bivalvia, Myida, Myidae. The record is from RefSeq and is a predicted model, not a curated record. The transcript has 8 exons. Gene Ontology annotation, molecular function: ubiquitin-protein transferase activity. Bases 132 to 1619 code for a protein of 495 amino acids.
GUUGGAAAAUGCCUUCCCGAAAUUAAAGGCAUGUGGGGGUUAUGAACUUCUAAGGACACCUCCUGGAAGUCGGAUAUCCCUUGAAGUAAUACCAAUGCCCCCUGGAGGUUUCACUUCAACAUAUCUAGCAGAUGAAAGCUGCCUGCAGGCAGCAGUUUGCUAUCUUAGGCCUAUACAAAAAGACCUUGAUAUCACAACUUGUACUGAAAUGGACGGGGAUCAACCAAGUGAGGCAUGUCUGGAGUGCGGGGAAAACAUUCCAUUACCCCUGUUACGGGAUCAUGUGGAUGGCUGCAAUAAAUUGGAAAUGUCUCCUCCAAGAAAAAGAAACAGAGUUCAGACACAGACUCCAGUUUGCCAGUUUGCCUGUACAAAAAGAGAUGGGUGUAUGUCCAGUUUGCAAUGGCAGUUUUGAAGUGAAUGUUCUGGAAGCACAUGCAUCAGGGUGCGGAAUUGAUACAAUAACAGCUGGGGGUAGUGAAAGCCUGAUGGACCCACAAACCGACUUCGAGUCAGCACUGAAUGACAGAUUUGACAAGAUGGUGUUGGAAGGGUCAUGGCCUAUAAAUGUUGUCCGACGCCAUUUUAAUAACACUGCAAUGGAGGAACUAUCAAAUGGCAACAUAAAAGACUGGGGGAAAAAACUUAAUGUAAAAUUUAUUGGAGAAGAUGGGGUUGACAGUGGGGGGCUCACACGAGAGUUCUUCUCCUUAUUAUUUGAAACAUCUCCUGUGUUUGAAGAUAAUGGUUUCAGCUACAAUGCUGAUCUUCUUGAGAAGAAACAUUACCAACUAAUGGGAAAAGCCACUUCAAUGGCCAUACUACAUGGUCACCCUGGACCUCGAAACUUGAACAGGACAAUUGUUGACUUCAUCCUUGAAAACAAAGAGCCGGAAGAAAUCCCAGAGUGUUGCAUUCAAAAUGCAGAGGUCAAAGCUGCUAUUGAAGAAAUUUCCACUGCCACUAAAGAAACCAUAGGGGACGUAUUUGAAAGACACAGCCAUCUAUUGGAAGCAUCUGGCUACAAGCAACUGCUGUCGGUCAGCAAUAGGGACCGCGCAAUCCGUACCAUGAAAUUUUAUUAUUGCUUUUACAAGUACAUCCCCCCUAUGCUGCAGUUCAUUGAAGGUCUAAAGUUACAUGACAUGCUGUUGCUGCUGACAAAACAUGGAGAGAAUGGUCGGGCACUUCUCUGUUGCGACACCAAGAGUACCUCAAUGUCUGAUGUGCUAGCCUUCUUUGUGCCAAAAUUCUCCAAGUCAGAGCAUGAAAAGGCAGAUGAAGAGAUGAUCGUAUACAACUUCGGCAAAUUCCUGAAGAAAGUUGAAAAUGCCAUCUCCACAGAUUGGGUGAAGAUGAAUAGCUCCGAAGAAUCAUUGAAGGAGGUUACGAUCAACCUUGGUGAUGUUCUGCAAGCCCUUAUAGGAUGCAGGUCUCUGCCCAGAAACAUUAAGUCUGGAGAAAUGGAGUUCGACCAUUUGUCUAAUCAAUUAUCAUAUGUAAAUACAUGUGCACCAUCAAUAAUAUUCACAAGAACGAAAGAACUUGUCAACUAUGAAAAACUUGAACACCAUCUGAUUUGUAUCAUUGUUGAAGCUGAAGGCUUUGGAUUAGCUUGA